AUGUCUACGUUUUCGCCGAUCCCGGAGAGCGUGGCGUCGCAGGACAGCGGCUCGUCUGCGGACGAGAUGGAGAACGUGCCUGAUGUUGACGAUCUUUUUUCGCAGCUGCGCGAGGCCACGGGGGCGGCCAGCAAGUCUGUUUCGGCGGACUCGUUUGAAGAUAUACAAAAGGUGGCUAAGAAACUGCCGAAGCUGUCUUCUGGCGAGCUGGCGAGUGCGCAGAAGCAAAGACGCAUUGCCAAAGUGGACGAUCCGAUUGAAGUUGCGCUGCCAAAAGAGGAAAAAGCGGGCAAGAGCGUCUCGGAACGCUGGUUCGAGCUGCCCAAGGUGGAGCUCACCGACAAGCUCAAGCGAGACCUUGUGAUACUCAAGAACCGAGCGUCGAUCGACCCGAAGCGGUUCUACAAAAAAGACAAGUGGGAGAUCCCAGAGCGGUUCCAAGUGGGGACGCUUGUGGGCGGGCCUACAGACUUCCAUAACAGAAUACACAGGAAAAGCCGUGGAACCGGGUUUGUCGACGAGCUGCUGAAGGACGAGCAGACGAGCGGAUGGCUGAAGAAGCGGUUUGAGGAGGUGCAGGUAAAGAAAGGAGGACGCAAGGUGCGCAAGCCAAAGAAGCGGGGCAGGCUGUAG
This is a messenger RNA of Ogataea angusta, 633 nucleotides long. RefSeq lists its product as uncharacterized. The record is from RefSeq and is a predicted model, not a curated record. Lineage: Eukaryota; Fungi; Ascomycota; Pichiomycetes; Pichiales; Pichiaceae. Gene Ontology annotation, biological process: RNA processing. Bases 1 to 633 code for a protein of 210 amino acids. The transcript has a single exon. Gene Ontology annotation, cellular component: nucleolus. Gene Ontology annotation, molecular function: RNA binding.